GUGCGCGCCUGGGCAGGGAACAUGGACUUCGCCCGCCUGUGGCUAGGGUUGCUGCUGCCUUCGGUAGCUGCGCUGGAUUUCGGCUACCACCACCAGGAAGAGAUGGAAGCGUUUUUGAAGAAUGUGGCCCAAAACUACAGUUCUAUCACUCGCUUACACAGUAUUGGGAAGUCUGUGAAAGGCAGAAACCUGUGGGUUCUUGUCGUGGGGCGCUUCCCAAAGGAGCACAGGAUUGGGAUUCCAGAGUUCAAAUACGUGGCCAACAUGCACGGAGACGAGACUGUUGGGCGGGAGCUCCUUCUCCACUUAAUUGAACAUCUGGUAACCAAUGAUGGAAAAGACUUUGAAAUCACAAAUUUAAUCCACAGCACCCGGAUACACUUCCUGCCUUCAAUGAACCCAGAUGGAUUUGAAGCGGUCAUGAAGCCUGACUGUUUUUACAGUAAUGGAAGGGAAAAUAAUAACUACUAUGACCUGAAUAGAAAUUUCCCCGAUGCUUUUGAAUUUAAUAACGUGUCAAGGCAGCCUGAGACUGUGGCUGUCAUGGAGUGGCUGAAAACAGAGACGUUUGUCCUCUCUGCAAACCUCCACGGCGGCGCCCUGGUGGCCAGUUACCCGUUUGACAACAGUGUUCCAGCGACGGGGACGUUACAUUCCCAUAGCUUAACCCCUGACGACGAUGUUUUUCAACACCUUGCACAUACCUACGCUUCAAGAAAUCCCACCAUGAAGAAAGGAGACCAGUGUAAAAACAAAAUGAACUUUCCUAACGGAAUCACAAAUGGCUACUCCUGGUAUCCACUCAAAGGUGGAAUGCAAGAUUACAACUACAUCUGGGCCCAGUGUUUUGAAAUUACGUUGGAGCUGUCAUGCUGUAAAUAUCCUCAUGAGGAGAAGCUUCCAUUCUUCUGGAAUAAAAACAAGGCCUCAUUGAUUGAAUAUAUAAAACAGGUUCACCUAGGUAUAAAGGGUCAAGUUUUUGAUCAGAAUGGGAAUCCAUUACCCAAUGUAAUUGUAGAAGUCCAAGACAGAAAACAUAUCUGCCCUUAUAGAACCAACAAAUUUGGAGAGUAUUAUCUUCUUCUCCUGCCUGGGUCCUAUGUAAUAAAUGUUACGGUCCCUGGACAUGAUCCAUACCUCACAAAGGUGGUUAUUCCAGAAAAACCCCAGAACUUCAGUGCUCUUAAAAAGGAUAUUUUACUUCCCUUCAGAGGACAACUGGAUUCUAUCCCAGUAUCAAAUCCUUCAUGUCCUGAGAUUCCUCUGUAUGGUGAUUUGCCAAGCCACUCAGCUGCAACAAAGCCUGGUCUGUUCUUAUUUUUAGUGACUGUCUUUCACAUAUUUGUCAAAUAAAGCAAAAUGUGAAACACAAGCCCCAUCAUCACCUGGAAUCAGGGAUUACUCACGCCAGGUUACUGCAACUCUUUUAACUCCCUCUGUGGGACCUUGACUCAAGAAACGCCAUGGUCCUUUCCUAAGAAGAGAAAUGGUUGUUUUCAAACCACAACAAGCAAUGUGUGGUGAUAAUAAAGGAAUGACUUAAUCGUGAUGAAUGGAAGAAACCUACCUUUCAGGUACUGUCCACUUAACACUUAACCUUGAAGUUGUCUUAGAAAUUUAACUUGAGAAUCAAGGAAGAAGUUCCUGCAAGAAAAAAACAGAGCAAAUUUUGUAUACAGAGAGCCAGAUGAAUAUAAGCCAUAAAGAUGAACAUUCACUGAUUACCUACUAUCUACAAAACCUGGCCAUGAGUGUGGUAUGUGAAGAUAUAGUAAGUGCCGUAUGUAAUUACUUCUCAGCACAGGGAGAAAGGAUAGGACUAGGAAUAUUUCAUGUCACAGAUGUUCUAAGGAAAUAGGAGUGGAGAGAGGCAACCGUGUCUCAGUGGCCCAAGAAAAACAAUAUGGGCCUGAUGGGAUGACAAGGUUCUAGAUACAGAGCCCCAAAACAGGUCAGUUAACCUUUCUGCACUCAGAUGCCAGUUCUGUUAUGCUGAGGACCUCCAAAUGUGUAACUCUAGCAGCUUGCCUGAGCGUCAAACUCAAGUCCAACUUCCCACUGUACAUAUCCACCUGGAUGUGACCCACUGGUACCUCAAACUCAUGUUGAAAUGGAAUGUAUUUUUCUCCCUGGAGCUGCUCUUCCCCCUGUACUGUCUCUGGUACCAGCAAACUAGAAACCCAAGAGCCAUCCUUGAUGCUUUCUCCUCCUCCCUCAGCCCGUAUAUUCAGUCAGUCACUAAAGAUUGAUGUGAAUUAUAAAUGUUGGUUGAUUCUCCGUGUGUGUGUGGCUGGUAACAUUGUCAGUUUAGGCCAUCAUGACUCACUGGCCCCACUGCAGCAGUCUUACUGGUCUCUUGCGCCCAGCCUUCUCUUCAAAUCCAUCUUCACACAGCACUGGGGAGGACGGUCUACUCAACAAGCAACAACAAUCAACUUGCUUAUGGUUCCUGUACACUUAAUGCACGGUUUGUGUCCCGUAUCUGAAUACCAUUCUGACCCACCACUACGUUUUCUUUCUCACUCCUUUAAACUCCGUUCCGGUGUCAACUCCUCCAGGAAGCCUUUGCUGACCUUCAUCCCUCCCAUUCCACUCCCUCCCAGUCAAUCUGGGAACCUUCCCUCUUUGGUACUCAAAUUAAAUGGGUUACCUCUAUUAUGAAUUUACAACUGUAUUAUAAUCUUCUACUUUCAUGUGUGAUUUUCCCUAAUAGAAUGUGAGCUUUGAGGCCAGGGUCUAUUUAAUUAGUUUGAAAAAUACAUUUUUUUUAUCUUCAGAGCCCAGUACUUAGUAGAAACUGAACGAAUGAGUGAACAAAGAGUUCUAUGAACCUACUACACCCAAUCUCUCCCAGAAACUGUGUUGGGCUUUGAGUCAUUUUGUCAAAUGAAGUCCUAUGCUUUGGCAAUCUCUAGCUCAGUAGCAACACUCAGAAGAGUUUUCAAAUACGUAUCAACAAGUAAAUUCAAAUAUGGUGUUUUUAUUGUGCUUUGCAUUUAUCCUAAGGUUCAUAGUAAAUUAUGUUACCUGUUAACAACACAAACUACCUAUUAAUUAGAAAACAAAAUUUUUACCAUUAGUACUCAAUUGAAACAACUGUUCUCCACUAUCAUAGUUAACCUAUCUUAAAACAUUUUAUAUAAGAAUUAAGGGGGAAACAAACCAAAAAAGAGCAACUCCUAAGCAGAUUUCUAAGUGCUAUGUAUUGCUCAUGGACUGUGAGUUGCCUUGGUUCUUUAAAUUGAAAGUUCUCUAGGAUCUGAAAACAAAGCUAUGCGGUGCUUGGUAUGUGAUGAAUGCGUGAGAACCACAAAUGAGUGGGAGAUACCUGGGCACUUAGGAGCUCUUCCUGUGCCAAUCAUACUUGUUCAUCUAAACAGAAUUUGUAGUCUUUUUAUCUCUUAUAAAAUCUGGUAAUAACUUGAAUAUCUGGAUCAUUUUUAUUUAAAUAAACAGUAAUUUAUUAUGUACUUGAUGUAUCAAUAUUACAGAAAUGAUUUUGGUAUGCUACAAAGCACAUAAACUCGAUUUACCAUCAAGCCUUAUUUUUCAGUCAGACAUUCUGAGUCCUAACUUUUCUAAGAUACCAAUUUUCAAAGGGACAUGAACCAAAAUCUGAACUGGUUCAGCCUUAAUGUAAACUCCUUAAGGAAAUAAUGUUUUUCAAAAUCAGAAAUUUUAUCAAACUUAAAAUCAUUUAGAGACAAGUAAACUCCUUAAGGAAAUAAUGUUUUUAAAAUCAGAAAUUUUAUCAAACUUAAAAUCAUUUAGAGACAAGUAAAGCAAUCUCCAAACCAAAUCUAAACCAAACCUGAAUUUAAUACAGAGCACGUUCAGGGUACAUAUUUUGCGGCAAAGUGCUCAGAAGUAAACUUUGUAGUGAGGGCUUAGUAUGAUUGAAUCUCCACUAACCAAGUUAAGUGUCCAAAGGGAGAAACCACCAUGUACUUCCAACCAUACUCAGACCAGAGCCCCAAAUCUCCGCUCAUGAAAUCUUUCCUACUAUCCUCUUACCCUCUUAGACUGGUGGUUAUGCUCCUCAGGUCCUAAGUUCAGGUAUAAUUCCUUUUAUGGAGGAAACAACAUGGUAAAGGUUUACAAGAUAGAGAAAAGAAGAUAGAAUGCAGGAGUCAAAUUUUAAUUAGAAGGCAAGAACCCUGAGUUCAAACCCACCCCACAUUCAGUUUCCUUACCUGUUAAAUGAAGGCCCCUGCUUGACUGAUUCUGUGACUAUCAAAAGCAGUGGUUUAAGAUGCCAUUAUUUUGAUGUCCUUUUUGGUACUUGCCCAGGCAGAGAAAGGAUAACUAACACUAGGUGACAUAAAUAUUUUGAAAGCAGCAUAAU
This is a messenger RNA of Neomonachus schauinslandi (Hawaiian monk seal), 4345 nucleotides long. RefSeq names its product carboxypeptidase M (gene CPM). Gene Ontology annotation, biological process: proteolysis. Gene Ontology annotation, cellular component: cell surface. Gene Ontology annotation, molecular function: metallocarboxypeptidase activity; zinc ion binding. The coding region runs from base 22 to 1353 and encodes 443 amino acids. The record is from RefSeq and is a predicted model, not a curated record. The transcript is spliced from 9 exons. NCBI's taxonomy places the organism in Eukaryota, Metazoa, Chordata, Mammalia, Carnivora, Phocidae.